GAUGGGGAAUACCUAGAGAAGCAGUAUAAUGGCAACAGAUGAUGAUGAUGCAAUGACAUUUUCUAGCGUGCUGUGUGGUGUUUCCCCCUGUAGAAGAGAAGAUAAUGAUGAGAGUUCUGUGGAUAUUUAUGAUGGGUUAGACAACACUCCAGUUGUUUCUGUCAGUCUUGCUACAGAAGCAACCCCAGCCGGAAGUAGUUUAAAUCUGUUUGAUGAGAUCCUCAUUGCAGAAGGGACAGCAAAGGAAGCUUCAUAUAAUGAUUUGCAGGCCAAACAUGAGAAAUGUCUGCAACAACUUCAAGAGUUGAUGAAGAAGCUUCAGGAAAUACAAGAACAGAAUUCCACUCUGCAAAAUGAAAACCAGUCCCUUAAAAAGAAUAUUUCAGCUCUUAUCAAAACAGCAAGAGUAGAAAUUAAUCGCAAAGACGAAGAAAUCAGUAAUCUCCAGCGAAGGUUAUUGGCAUUUCCAGUUCAUCAGAAUGCCUACAGUAGAACAUACUUUGCAGCACCGAUUAAUAACGCAAGGAACUUUGAAGGAUUGAAAAAAAAUAAAUGCAAAGAAUUUCUUCCAGAGAACAAUCUAAAGACAGAUCUUAGGACUAAACCUGCCACUCCUAAAGACGUUCCUCAUAGUUAUCCAUCUUGUGAUACAGAAAAUCAGAAAUUUCAUUCAGAAAAAAGAAAUACUCCAUAUGUACCUAGAUCUCAUCCUGAACUGCUUCACAAUGAUGCUAAUUCAAGGCUGACAAAUGUUAGCAAUUCUUCUGACAAAGAAAAGGGGAAAAAAGAAAUGAGAAAUGAUGACCAUCAUAGCAAGGAGAAUGGCUACAGAUACAAAAAGAAAGGACACCAAAAUAUGGAUAGCAUCACAGAUGGAAAGUUGCAAGUUGACUCAGAAAAACCAGUCAGACUAUUCAAAGACACUAAGAACACAAAGCUCAAAAGCAGCCCAUGUUCAGAACAAAGAACUGAUACAUUUCCUUCCACUUCAGAGAAACAACCUCUUAAUGAUCGAUUUCCAUCAAAAAUGGAAUAUUCUGAUAAUCACAGGAGUGAAGAGUCACAAAACUUAAAGCAGAAGGACCCAAAAACACAAAACAAAGAUGAAAGCAGUAGCAUACAGAAAACCAAGCCUUCUGAAAGGAAUCUUGAUCAACAAAGAAGAAAAGGUAAUAACGGUAGCAGUCUACCUGAAAAAAGUCCAAGUGCUCAAAAAUUAAGUAAAAGCUAUGUGGAAGACAAAAAGGUAACAGACAGCGGUAACAGAAAAAACAGAGGAACAAAUAAUCAUGAGUUCCAAGGAAAGAGACUACUGUCACCAUCACCUCCAACUUCUAACAAAAAACACAAACGCAGCCAUUCUAAGGAAGAGAGCAUUAAACAGGAACAUGAAAGCAUGCAUUCAAAAUCCGAGAGACAUCGAACUGAAGAAAAAAGGAAAAACAAGAGAGUGACCAUUGGAGACAGCAAGAAUUCUCAGGCUGAAAGAACAGAUUCAAAGGAAGUGUCGCAAAGAACAGCAAAAGUUGUAAAUAUCAUAGAGGACUGCACUGCAAGGGAACAAAGCAAACCCUUUCCAUCAUGUGAGACUACCAAGAUAGCAGAUGGCCUGGAGGAUCAAAAGCCCAUAAAAGCUAGAAGAGAUGAAGACCAGAAAAAAAGCAAACACCUAAAACUGAGUUUUAUGCAGAAAUUAAAUUUAACACUUUCUCCUGCAAAAAAACAAACAGGUGAACUCAAACAAGUAGUACAGCCUACCAGUGGAUGUGACGGAGAGAUUCCUGGUAAACUUCUUAGUACUAGUGCUGCUAAGCAAAAGAACCUACCAUCAGUACCAAUCCCUGACAAUCCUGUUCCAGCCAAUUCAGAACGAGUAGUUUUUAUUUCAGAGGCCAAAGUGGAUGUGGUAACUGAGAGCCUGCCAAAAAUACAGAGCACAGAGUCAUCUAAGAAAAUAUCAGAACCACAAAAUACAGUGAAGGGUGAGCUGGUUGAUAACCUGCCUGAAGCCAGCGUAGAGACUGGAGAAGCUGAGGAAACACUUAGGCUUCCUAGCCUGGGAAUCCCCUUGAAUGAAGACACUCUGCCAGACAAUAGUUUCAAUGACUUCGAGACUAUAAGUUCUGUGGAUUUCGAUUCCUAUAGUGUGAUAGAUGAAAUCAGUGGAACAGAUUCAGACUCACUGGUGGAGGUGGAAGACGCUGGUAAUUGUGAAGGUGAAAGAGUUGUGGAGCAUCCUGGUAAAGAAAACAACCUUCCCAAAAUUGUGCCACAGGAUGCCAAAGAAGAAAGUAAAGUAUUGAGUAGGGAUGUGUCAGUAACUGACCAAAAGUCACAUAACUCAAAACUGAGCUGUCUUGACCAAGGAAGCCAUUUAGAAAAGCUAUGUAAGAAAGGGGUAAACUCUGCCCCUCUAGCGAGAGAUGCCAACCCCGUUUCUGUUGAUGAUGAUAAUUCUGUACUGAGCAUUGAUCUCAAUCACAUGAGAUGUAUUCCAAAAGCAAUCAGUCCACUUAAUAGUCCAAUGCGACCCUUGGCUAAAGCACUCAGAGAGGAAAUCACUUACACAGGACCUGUGAACAGUUAUAAUAUAGAUUUAAUGCCUGAAAGCACAGCUGUCUGUCCUGCAAGAAACCUGUCUAGUGAACCCAACAAAGAAAAUCAAAAGCCAGUUUGCACAGAUCCCCAAGUAUUAGAGAUAGAAUCCCAGCUGAGCAUGUCGUCAGAUGAACUAGAAGAAGGUGAAAUUGUUAGUGAUGAUGAUAAUCUUAACAGUGAAAGAAAAUCUGAAUACAGUAAAAAAUCAAGAGGAAAAGCAUCUUCUGAAAGAUCUACUUUGAUGAAUAGUCCACAAAGCCAGAAGUCAAAGACUAUACCUUACAAUGAAGACAAAGAACAAUUGGCUUCUGGAAAAAACAGUAAAGGAAAACCCAGAAUUGGAACCAUGAGGUCUUCUAAAGAAACAAAGAAAAACAAAUCUGUGAAAACUGUCUGUCUUGAAAAAAUAGUUCAGAUUACUGCUGAGCCUUCUACUUUGCAUGAGUUUAUGCAAAUGCUAAAGGCUAUAAGAAAGCAAGUACGUAAAAACUACAUGAAGUUUAAAGUACAGUUUCCAAUACAGAAUUUUCAUAGGAUUAUAGAUUCGGCAAUUUCGAAUUUUACAUCUCUGGUAAAAUAUCUUAACUUCUCGAAAAUGUCUAAAUCAAGUGAGACUUUAAAGUUGAAUCUCUGUGAAGUUAUAGAAUCCAGGCUUAAGCGAAUUAAAAGGAAUGGUACAAUAGAUCAUCUCUUUGAACAACAACAAUCAGAUAUGAAGAAAAAGUUGUGGAAACUUGUGGAUGAGCAUCUUGAUAACCUAUUUGACAAAAUAAAGAAAAUUCUCCUGAAACUGUGCAACUUAAUAAAUACUGUAAAUGAGAAUGGUGAUGGUAAACCUAAUAAAAGAAUUAAAGAGAGCCCUAAAUGCCUUAUAAGCCAUAAAACUGAUGGAAAAAAACCAAAGAAGCCAUCUUUAAAUGUUAGAACUCGAAAGGCUGAAGAAUGUAUCCUUCCAAAGCCUGUAGUGGGCAACCAGCUAUCCAAGAGAGGUCACCAUGGCACAAGUAAAACGGACGCACACAAAAAAUUGGUUACAAAAUGUACAAGUUCCUAUACAGAUAAUGCAAAACGAUGUCAGGCUAGUAUUGAGCUUGUCAAACAGAAGUCUAUACAGGAUACUGAAUCGGCUUUGAAAACUGGAAAAUAUGAAAAAGUAGAGCCACAACUGGUUGAAAAUUCUCACAAGUCUGAUAUUAGCUGUGGACCUCUCACAGAACAGCAGAUGUCUGGCCUAACAUUUAACCUGGUGAAUGAUGCUCAAAUGGGUGAGAUGUUCAAAAGUUUGUUACAAGGUGCUGGUUUUUCAGAAAAAAACAAUGAGUUCAUGGAUGAAAAUCAGUGGGAAUUCAGGACACCAGAAAAACACCUACUCAGUGGACAGAACUGUGGAAAUGAUACUGUGUAUGAGGCAGAAGAAUCAUUUCCAAAAGAGACCCAAAUAGAGUCAAGGAUACUAGAUGGCAUUAAAUGGCCUGUAGUUUCACCUGAAAGAGACUCAACUUUUUUAACUAGACUUCCAAUGCCUGUCGAUCCAGAUAUUCUAGAUGAAAACUGUAUGUUUGACAUUCCUUCUAGUCCAGCUUUGAAGAAAAGCGAGGCAUGCAUUUUGGAAAAACCAAAAUCACUUGUGUCUUCUAUUCUUCUGGAAGACCUAGCAGUAUCCUUGACUAUUCCCUCUCCUUUGAAGUCGGAUGCUCAUCUUAGUUUCUUGAAGCCUGACAUGUUUGGAUUGGUUCCUGAAGAUGUUGUGAGUGCACACUUCAGUGAAGAUGCCCAUCUUGAAGAGGAGGAUGCCUCUGAACAAGAUAUCCAUUUGGCUUUGGAAUCUGAUAACUCAAGCAGUAAAUCCAGCUGCUCUUCCUCAUGGCCAACCAUGCCAACUGCUCCAGGAUUUCAGUAUUGCACAAGCCUGCCAAUGCAGGCAGUAAUAAUGGAGAAAUCAAAUGAUCACUUCAUUGUUAAGAUAAGGCGUGCCGUACCAUGUACCUCACCACGCCUUGAUCAGGCAUCUCUAGCAAAUGACUCACUGACCUCUUUUAUUGAGAGAGGGAAUGAUGAAAGUGUGUCUGAAGAAAAAUUAGCUACUCCAAAUUCCAAAGCCCUAUCACUGGAAGAAAUGGCAGUAUCUAAGGAACAGAACAAUAUUACUGACUCUGAGGAUAAGAUGCAUGACGAUGUUGAAAAAGAGCAUCUUCCUGGUCCAUUUGAGACUGUGAAGGAACCAUCUGUCUGUUAUGAAAACAAUCAGGUUCUUGAUCUGUCUGAAUCCCAGCCAGAAUCUAAUCCUACCGCUCCUGACAACAUGCUUGAAUCUGUAGAGGAUCUGCUUAGUAAUGCCAGACAAGAGCAAGAUUGUGACAUGCCUGACCCCCUUCAUGAGCUAUCUAGCAAUACAAGUCAGCACCAAGGCUUGAUUGAAGUCCAUCAAGUAUUCCAUAAGAGUGUUGGCCCAGAAGAAGCCUCUGAUUUACCUGUUCCACCUGAAGAAAUGGAGAAAUCCUCUGGCUCUUUAGUGGAACCAUCAAAGAAAACUUGCCACAGUGAAGACAUACCAGAUGUCUUUAAGCUACCUCAGACACAUUCGUUGAAGGUGCUCCAACAAAAGGAUGUACCCUAUGCUAUAGCAAAGCAACUUCCAAUUAGCUCUGCAGUAGUUCCACUUGUAGAUGUAUUUUCCUCUGAGAGCCGCUGUGAUAUAGGUAUAGACUUGACAAGUGAGCCUCCCAUGGAAAAUGAAGUGGAUUCAUGGAACCUUACAGCAGAAUCUGUUUUAAACUCUGGAAUUGGACGUGUAUGUAAAGAGGAACAUGAGCCAGCAGGCCACUGUGUAGCAGAUGAUCUGUUGAGGUGUGAUGCUGAUGCAGUUACAGACGUGACAGUAGAGUUACCUGACAAGCCUACUGCAGAUGAGAAUUUUGCAAGAAAAGCUGCUUUAAAGAUUGGUGGUCCAAUCCCUGGCAAAGAAAGCAAAAAAAGAAAAAGAGACCUUGAAGAAACAUCCAGCAUAAAAAGGCAAAGAAAGGAGAGCAGUGAACUGUCUUGUAAAAAGGACAGCAAAAAUAGCAAAAAAUCUGAAGAGAGUAUGCCAGUAGCGAAGAGUUCAUCCAGUAAAAAGGCUGCAUCAAUUAGGGACAAAGGUCCUUUACCACAGCCAUCUUCUGUUUCAACAUGUGUAUAUGCCAAAAAUAUCAUUAAAAAGAAAGGAGAAGUCGUAAUUUCCUGGACAAGAAAUGAUGACAGGGAGAUACUAUUGGAAUGUCAGAAAAAGGGACCUUCAGAAAAAACUUUUUCUUCUGUUGCUGCCAGGCUAAAUAAAAGCUCAAAUCAGGUUGAAGAAAGAUUCAAACAGUUAGUAAAGCUGUUCAAUAUGUCAAAUUGCAGUUAGCGACUG
Messenger RNA from Euleptes europaea (tarantolino), 5989 nucleotides. RefSeq names its product caspase 8 associated protein 2 (gene CASP8AP2). Gene Ontology annotation, cellular component: mitochondrion; PML body. NCBI's taxonomy places the organism in Eukaryota, Metazoa, Chordata, Lepidosauria, Squamata, Sphaerodactylidae. The record is from RefSeq and is a predicted model, not a curated record. Gene Ontology annotation, molecular function: transcription corepressor activity. The coding region runs from base 29 to 5983 and encodes 1984 amino acids. The transcript has 9 exons. Gene Ontology annotation, biological process: Fas signaling pathway; extrinsic apoptotic signaling pathway via death domain receptors.